Messenger RNA from Racocetra persica, 173 nucleotides. NCBI's taxonomy places the organism in Eukaryota, Fungi, Glomeromycota, Glomeromycetes, Diversisporales, Gigasporaceae. The record is from the annotation of a GenBank genome assembly.
AAGAACUUGCAGAAGAACUUGUAAAACCUUUUUGCAAAACACUGGUUGUUGAAGAAGCUUUUGUAGUCGAAGCUACUAAAGCUGAAACUAUUACAAAUGAUUUUAAAGCUGGUGUGGAUAGUGUUGGUUUGGAUGAAGUUGAUAUUCUGCAUUUAUUAGAUAUUACACCUUAA